Molecule: messenger RNA, 1603 nt
Organism: Hirundo rustica (Barn swallow)
Lineage: Eukaryota; Metazoa; Chordata; Aves; Passeriformes; Hirundinidae
Gene: HARBI1
Product: harbinger transposase derived 1
Exons: 3
Coding region: 149-1195 (348 amino acids)
Source: RefSeq, a predicted model, not a curated record
GGGGCUGCGAGACCGUCCGCCGGGCCGCCCGCGGCUCGUGUCUGCCGAGGCCCGGCGGGCGUGACGGGACGAGUCCGGCUCCCUCUCCGCCACGGGAGGUGAAUCCCUGUCAGAGAGGAGCCCCAGGGAACGCCCCUGGCUGUCAGCCAUGGCCGUACCUAUCGCGGUUCUUGACUGCGACCUCUUGCUCUAUGGCCGCGGACACAGGACUCUGGAUCGCUUCAAGCUGGAGGAUGUCACGGAUGAGUAUCUAGUAUCCACGUACGGCUUUCCCCGACAGUUCAUUUGCUACCUGGUGGAUCUCCUGGGAGCCACUCUCUCGCGCCCUACACAGCGGUCCAGGGCCAUCAGUCCAGAGACGCAAAUACUCGCUGCGUUGGGUUUCUAUACCUCUGGCUCCUUCCAGACUCGCAUGGGCGAUGCUAUUGGCAUUAGCCAAGCCUCGAUGAGCCGCUGCGUCGCCAACGUAACCGAGGCACUGGUGGAAAGAGCCUCACAGUUCAUUCACUUUCCUAAAGAUGAAGCUACUGUACAGACCCUGAAGGAGGGCUUUUAUGGGCUGGCAGGAAUGCCGGGAGUGCUGGGGGUGGUGGACUGCACCCACGUGGCAAUCAAAGCACCAAAUGCUGAGGACCUGUCCUAUGUGAACCGAAAGGGUCUCCAUUCCCUGAACUGCCUCAUGGUGUGUGAUUCCAGAGGAGUCCUCCUUAGUGCUGAAACGCACUGGCCAGGCAGCCUGGCUGACUGCACGGUGUUAGAGCAGGCAGCCCUCACAAGCCAGUUUGAAACUGAGCUGCAUAAAGAUGGCUGGCUACUUGGUGACAGCUCCUUCUUGCUGCGGACGUGGUUGAUGACCCCUCUGCACAUCCCCGAGACGCCUGCGGAGUACCGCUACAACAUGGCCCAUUCCGCCACUCACAACGUCAUUGAGCGCACCUUCAGGACCAUCCGGUCGCGGUUCCGCUGCCUCGACGGCUCCAAGGGCACCCUGCAGUAUUCUCCAGAGAAGUCCAGCCACAUCAUCCUGGCCUGCUGCGUGCUUCAUAACAUCUCCCUGCAACACGGACUGGACGUGUGGUGUGCGCCGGCCGCAGGACACAUGGAGCAGUCGGAAGAGGAAUACGAGCAAAUGGAAUCAGUGGACUCGGAAGCCUGUCGUGUUCGUCAGGAACUUUUACUUACUCAUUUUAGCUGAAGUUGUGACAGAGGGAAGGCUUCUAACAGUUCAUCUGGGAAGUUAUUUGGGGCAAAUAUGCCCCCUCCUCUUCUUUAAGCCUAUAGAGAGAGACUUAAGGACUUGUGAGACGAGAAGAAAUUUACUCUCUUCUUUUCAGGCAAAUUUCUGAACUUCUCUCAGUCUCUGCAGAGAUUCAAUUUAAUUGGUACAUUUUUGCUAUCGUGCUUAGAGACGCCCCUUUCACUUGACUUAGAGAACAGUGACUAAUGUGACAACAGUGGGAAAAUUAGGGAAAUUGUCUUUUACAGUGAUUUUACAGUGAUGGAAAAUCUGUGGAAAACCUUGCACUGUUUUACAAAGCAACAAUUCUAUUCCACUGUGUAACUCAAAACACUUAUGAUUGAUUUUUUAAGCAGUAUUUUGCAC